Camellia sinensis is the source of this 921-nucleotide messenger RNA. RefSeq lists its product as uncharacterized. NCBI's taxonomy places the organism in Eukaryota, Viridiplantae, Streptophyta, Magnoliopsida, Ericales, Theaceae. The record is from RefSeq and is a predicted model, not a curated record.
AUGACUUCAGCGAUGAGAAUAUUAUCAUAUGGUGUCGCAGCAGAUGCAGUUGAUAAUUACAUUCGUAUUGGGGAAAGCACUACAAUUCAAAGUUUGCAACAAUUUUGUAACUCAGUGAUUGAAAUUUUUGGAGAAGAAUAUCUGAGAUCUCCGACGCCAACUGACAUUGCUAGAUUACUUGCUAUUAGGGAGGUUCGGGGGUUUCCUAGCAUAUUGGGAAGUUUAGAUUGCAUGCAUUGGGAAUGGAAAAAUUGUCCAAAGGCAUGGCAAGGUCAAUGUGUAGGCCAUCAAAAAAAACCAACCAUUAUUCUUGAAGUAGUAGCAUCUUAUAACUUAUGGAUUUGGCAUGCAUUUUUUGGAAUGCUUGGCUCACACAAUGACUUGAAUGUGUUGGACCGAUCGCCUUUGUUUUCUGAUCUUGCGCAAGGUAAAGCUCCCCCUGUCCAUUACACAAUUAACGGACAUAGUUACGAUAUGGGUUAUUACCUUGCUGAUGAUAUACACCCUCAAUGGGCAACAUUGGUUCAAACAAUUUCUUCUCCCCAAGAAGCAAAGAGACAACAUUUUGCAAUGAUGCAAGAGUCUGCCAGGAAAGAUGUAGAGCGGGCAUUCGGAGUCCUUCAAUCUCAAUUCGCAAUCAUAAGUGGUGCUGUACGUUAUUGGGAUUCGAAAAUGCUUGCCAACAUAAUGAAGAGUUGCAUCAUAUUACACAAUAUGAUUGUCAAAGAUGAGAGGGAGGAGCACCUUGAUUUCAAUUAUGAUAUUUCAUCAACCGACACACCAGUGCAACUUUCCUCUACUCCUACCAAUGACUUCCAAUCAUUUUUGUCUUGUCAUUUAGGUAUUAAAGAUAAGGAUGCAUAUCAUGCCCUCCGUAAUGAUUUAGUAGAACAUAUAUGGCAUCUUCACGGUGAACACUAA